Rotaria sp. Silwood1 is the source of this 1059-nucleotide messenger RNA. The record is from the annotation of a GenBank genome assembly. NCBI's taxonomy places the organism in Eukaryota, Metazoa, Rotifera, Eurotatoria, Philodinida, Philodinidae.
AUGUAUUCAUUAAUUCGAAAUAAUGUUGCUCUAGUACUUCAACGAGAUUUAACAUCAAUCCUUGGUUCUUUAUCUCGUUCAACAACCACUAAUACAUCCCCAUCGACUCAAAAACAAAAAGAUAAUGAUAAUUCAAUAAAAUCUGAUUCACAGUCGUCAGAUAUAACUAAAACAACUGAUAUAAAAGUUCCAUGGAAAGCAAAUGUAAUAGAAAUGCCAGUUGCUAUGGGUCCACAAUAUAUAAUUGAUAAUUGUCGUGAACAUCGUGAAGGUGGUUUUUAUUAUGAUCAUAGAAUUAUAAUACCUAAAAUGCCAGAAAAAUAUACAGUAAAACCAUUUGAAACACGAAAAACUGGUGGAAAUCAUCCUGAUACUGGUCGAAAAGAAUAUCGUCGAGUAGGUGGUGGUUUAAAAAAGACUUGGUUAUGGAUUGACACCAUGAGACAAGGACCGAAAAGUGGUCCACCAUUAAUUGAACGUGUUAUUCGUAUUAUGAAUAGUGAUUGUCAUACAGCUAAAGUUGCUUUAAUUGGACAUGGAAAUACUCUUCGAUAUAUAUUAGCUACUGAAAAUCUUAAAGUCGGUGAUUUAGUUAAAACAUCUGGUGAAAUACCAAAAAAUCCCGUAAAAGCAAGUGAAGGUGAUGCAUAUCCAGUUGGUGCAUUACCAAUUGGUACGAUAGUUAAUUGUGUUGAAGGUUAUCCAGGACAAGGUGCAAAAUAUGCAGUAAAUGCUGGUACAUUUGCAACAAUAAUGAAACGUGUUGAUGAUCGAUGUAUUUUACAAUUACCAACAAAACAUGAAAUCUCAAUACUUGAACAAUGUAUGGUUACUGUGGGUCGUUUAUCUAAUGUUGAACAUAAUGAGUUUGUUUAUGGUAAAGCUGGUGCAACUCGUUUAAUGGGUAUAAGACCAAAACUUGGUUUAUUUCAUCCGAAAACAUCUCGCUUUGGACGAAGACCAUUUCGACCGAAACCUAUACUUGUUAUUACAGGUGAAAAACCUGAAUAUCCGAAUGUGAUUAAAUUACAACAUCCUUCAGUUGAUCCUUAUAGAUAA